Messenger RNA from Phragmites australis (common reed), 507 nucleotides. RefSeq names its product cytochrome c oxidase subunit 6b-2-like. The record is from RefSeq and is a predicted model, not a curated record. The annotation marks the transcript as partial. Lineage: Eukaryota; Viridiplantae; Streptophyta; Magnoliopsida; Poales; Poaceae. The transcript is spliced from 3 exons. Gene Ontology annotation, cellular component: respiratory chain complex IV; mitochondrion.
CAUUGUUUAGCUUAUUGUUUCCAGUGUAUUGCUCUACUCUUUACCUGUUCAUUUCAUUUGUACCAGAUUGAGAUAAAGACAGCUCCUGCUGACUUCCGCUUCCCUACAACGAACCAAACUAGGCAUUGUUUUACACGCUAUGUUGAGUACCACAGAUGUGUGAAUGCCAAAGGGGAGGCUGCUUCUGAUUGUGAGAAAUUUGCCAAGUACUACCGCUCUCUUUGCCCAGGAGAAUGGGUUGAAAAGUGGAACGAGCAGAGGGAGAAUGGGACAUUUGCAGGUCCCCUCUAAAUCUUCCGUUUGAGAGUCACCUUGGUCCAGCCUACAGCCUUCAUCAGCUGUGCUGUUCUCUUCUGAUUUGAAUAUAUGUUAUUCUUUUCUUUCCCCUAAGCAGUCACCGCAAAACAGCUAGUGAUGCUGUGCUUUGUGUUGCACUCAUAAUUUUAAGCAUUGUUACUCCUAAUAUCAUGUACUUUCAGACCUUACAAAUUAAGGAUUCUAUGUUCA